UUUAAGUGUUUAGAUAGCUAAGAAUCUCUAGCUCAAAUUUAUUUGGUAUUUUCCAACUUAUAAGACCAUCUAGAUAGUCCUAUAUCAAUUGCUUUUCUAUCAAAGUCUCUUUCUUCGCAUAACUAAGUACAUUUCAAGCUAAUAAGUUAGACAAUUUUUAUGGAAUUUGUCAAAAUAACUGGAUCAUUACCUAAUCUGUGAGACAUCAAAAAGUCUUAAACUUCCAAUGUCUGUGGAUAACUUUAAUGGCAAGUUGCCCCCCGAGUUUUCCGAUCUAUCUGGCGUGAAAAAUGUUGUCUUCCCUGAGAAGCUUAGUCGUCCAGUAAAAGGAUAUGACUUCAAUACGUGCGGUGCUUCGGUGGAUUUCGACCGACUGUUGUCGGAGUUUACACUCUCGACUGGGUUGCAGUCAACUUACUUCGCGAGGGCUUUAGAGGAAAUACAUCGGAUGAUUUCGGCCAAAUUGGACUCGAAGUUGACCCCCGGUGACCUGAAGAAACAACAGGAGAUUCCGAUUGAUGAUUGGAAGCCCACACCGUGCACCAUAUUUCUCAGCUAUACCUCUAACCUGAUAACAGCCGGAACUAGAGAGAUCAUUCGCUACUUGGUCCAGCACAAAAUGGUGGACUGCCUAGUGUCCACAGGAGGAGGUAUAGAGGAGGACUUUGUCAAGUGUCUAGCUCCCACGAUGGUGGGAGAGUUCGAAUUGAGUGGCAAGGAUCUGCUCGGAUUAGGUGUGAACAGAAAUGGGAACCUGCUACUCUCUGAUGGAGUAUACGGCAGGUUUGAAAAGUGGAUCAUUCCGUUACUUGACAAAAUGCUACUGGAGGAAAAAGAAGGUUUAGUUUCUUGGACUCCAUCGAAGCUCAUCAGAAGACUGGGCAAAGAAAUCAACAACGAACAAUCGGUCUACUACUGGGCAUACAAAAACAAUAUUCCAGUGUUCUCCCCCGGAAUAACUGACGGGGCCAUAGGAGACUACCUGUUUCUGCAUUCCUUCAAGCACGAAGGAAAAACUAUCACUUUAGAUGUAGCGAGUGAUGUGCGCGCUCUUAUGAUGACGGCUAUAAGAUCGAGUAAAACCGCCGCUUUGUGUCUCGGUGCGGGCCUUCCAAAACACCAUGUUCUAAACGCUAAUGCAUGGAGACUUGGCGUAGACUACUGUGUGUAUAUAAACACAGCACAAGAGUUUGAUGGGUGUGACUCGGGGGCGUUACCGGAAGAAGCGGUGUCAUGGGGGAAGAUAAAACCGGAAGCGAACGCGGUCAAGUUGUUCUCGGAGGUAUCGGUGGUGUUGCCAUUGAUAGUAUCGCAGACGUUCUUCAAGCGGCAAGAAGAGUUCAACGAUAGUCUAUGCGCUGAAUGAGAGAUCUGACUCAAAAUAUGAGAUAUAAUCAUUUAAAAAAGAUGUGUAUUUUCGGAAAACAAGUGAAUCAACAGCGUGUUUCCUAUUACAGCCCCUGGUAUAAUAUAGCCGACCAUAAUAUUAAAAGGCAAGGGGCUAUAAUGUAAAAGAGUUGUUGAUGGGUUAUAGCCCGAUUGCCGACUUUGAGUAACUUAUUCUUAUUCUGAAAUGAGGUAAUUUACAAAAACGGUUACAUUA
Messenger RNA from Symsagittifera roscoffensis, 1603 nucleotides. RefSeq names its product deoxyhypusine synthase-like. Gene Ontology annotation, cellular component: cytoplasm. The record is from RefSeq and is a predicted model, not a curated record. Gene Ontology annotation, molecular function: deoxyhypusine synthase activity. Lineage: Eukaryota; Metazoa; Xenacoelomorpha; Acoela; Convolutidae. The coding region runs from base 227 to 1366 and encodes 379 amino acids. Gene Ontology annotation, biological process: peptidyl-hypusine biosynthetic process. The transcript is spliced from 6 exons.